Molecule: messenger RNA, 1713 nt
Organism: Cantharellus anzutake
Lineage: Eukaryota; Fungi; Basidiomycota; Agaricomycetes; Cantharellales; Hydnaceae
Exons: 4
Coding region: 297-1619 (440 amino acids)
Source: RefSeq, a predicted model, not a curated record
AAGGAUUUGACACCGUCGAUGUUUCCUUGCCUCACUCGCGAACUCACCGUCAAAGCAAAAGUCCUGAAAAUAACUAUCGAGGAAGAUUCUUCAACUACACUUCGUUGCGCUUCUCCUGUGUCUGGAUUCAGUCGUCCAUUGCACUUCUUAGUCUGUAUUCUUGGCACAUUUCCUUCUGGACAAGGUCUUGGGAUGGCAGCUUCACGCUAUAAUAUGGAACUCCGGCUGUUAGGGGCCCGCUAUAUCGCGUGCAUGCCCCCUCCUGGGCCCAGUAGGGGGGCCGAAACUCUGCAAACAUGGAUGAGCCUGCAUUCCGGCUCAUAUAUGAUAGCGCUAUUGAAUUACGACUCACAUCGAACCGGAAUGAAGAGAUAAAUAUCACUCGCCUAGAACAAGAACUUGAUUCUCCAACCCGAACCGACCGAACCGACAAUCCGUCAGACUACACCCUUGGUGGAUGUACGGUUGUUGGGCCUAAAAUAAAGAGCCAUAAUGAACCUACCACCCAUGACGCUCUGUCCCCGCUUGAUGCUGACAUUCUAUCUACCAGCACACAUCAGCGCCCUUCUGUGCCAAUUCCUCCUGCGUCGAAGGACGGUGGAAACGGCGUUGUGAUUCCGGAGAUGCUGAUCCAGCCCGUUUCCGUGGCCUCCGAUUUAAAUUUCCCUGACUACUCAGCGGGCCAAACGGACGUUCCAACAGGACGCUCGUCAACUGCAUGCCCCGAGCCCAAAUCGUUGCGUCCCAGUCCCACCCCAUCUUCCUCAGAAGCCCCCAGGCGUGUUCCUCUCGCUGUUGAUCCGUCCCGAAUCCCGACUAACGCGGAGCAAAACAUUCAACAAGAGCCCCAUACAAUGAGGGAUAGUGAAGAAGGGGAUAUCUUUAUAAAGAAGCCACAACUUCAAGGGUCUCCACGCAGCACCCCCAAACCAAAUAGUGCCCCCGGUGGUGCUGACAGAAAGCCUAAAAAGAGGAAGCUGAACAAACAUCAGAGGGACAAGAAAAAACUAGCUGCUAAGCUUGUGGCAGAGCGCAUACAAAGGGAGGAUGGCAGCAAGGGCGUCAUUCCACUGCCAACGACGACGCCGCUGAGCGUGACUACUCUAUCCUCGCCCCAACGGUCCCCAACGGGGGGAGAGGAGCAGGCAAUCAUGGAGCCGGAUCACGAACCGCUCACUAUUCUCCCGACGUCGCUGGAUGCGACUGCUCUGUCUUCGCUCCAACGAUCCCCGAAAGUAGAAGAGCAGCUGGCAGCAGCGGAGCCAAAUCAAGAAACACCCACCAUUCCCCUGCUACCUGGGCCACUGAAGGGUAGCCGAUACUUUGAUCUUUCCGAAUGGGAGGAUAUUGUUUCCCGCGGCGAUAUGCGACUCAAUCACUUUUCAGGUAUCGUAUAUUUACCACUUCUUUUAGACGAGAAUCCCCAGAGAGAUUGGCAUUACAAAAUCCGGCUAAUGGAUGCAUCGGAGGCAAAACUCACUUUUGACUGCUAUGUGGAGAAUGGAUUCUCGCACUGGGUCCCGCCGGUUGAGGUCGGGCACGCUGUGAUUCUCCGCAAUGUCAAGGUAUCUUUGUUGCUAUCACAGCGCAUCCCGGACGCCUUAACCUUCUGUAGCUGAACCCGAGGCACUCAGGCUCUGGCACAGGAUACAAACAUAACCUACAGUGGAUUGUAUAUGAUCCGAAAACGAAGAAACUACUUCCAGAAACACC